Molecule: messenger RNA, 2115 nt
Organism: Spodoptera exigua (beet armyworm)
Lineage: Eukaryota; Metazoa; Arthropoda; Insecta; Lepidoptera; Noctuidae
Source: the annotation of a GenBank genome assembly
AUUGGCUGAAAAUUUUCAGGAAAAUCAAAUUCCUUUCUUAAGGGAAUUUAUUUGAUUUCUGUGCGUCGGAUAAAUCGUAAGAUAUAAGUCAAAAGUGAAUUAAAUGCAUUUCAAGAUGGCUUUAUUUAGCCGUAAAGUGUACCUAUUAGGUGCCUUUCUGGUGUUACUUAAUGCAUUGAGUGUGGUGCAUGCUGAUGAGCCUAAGGAUAAGGAUGGAGACGACGAAGCAACUGUAGAGACUGUAGAAGAAGAAAACCUGUACCAAAGCCCUAAAAUAAGCCCAGAAAAGGUAUAUUUAGCUGAACACUUUGAUGAUGCAGCUGCAUUCAAGAAGAAGUGGGUGAAGUCUGAAGCAAAGAAACAGGGUGUUGAUGAGAAUAUUGCCAAGUAUGAUGGCAAAUGGGAGAUCCAACAACCAAGCAGAAAGAUCUUCAAAGAUGAUUUGGGUCUAGUACUGACAACAGAAGCAAAGCAUGCAGCCAUAUCAACUCUAUUGGAGCGGCCAUUCGAAUUCAAAGACAAACCCUUCAUUGUCCAGUAUGAAGUUACUAUGCAGGAGGGUCAAAACUGCGGUGGUGCAUACAUCAAGCUCUUAUCGCGUGGAACGAACACCAAAGCAGAUCUCCGCAAGUUCUACGACCAGACACCUUACACAAUCAUGUUUGGACCAGACAAGUGCGGCAACGACAACAAACUGCACUUCAUCUUCAGACAUAAGAACCCCAAAACCGGUGUUUUUGAAGAGAAGCACAGCAAGAAGCCAACUCAACGUCUGGACGAAAUUUACAAGGACAAGGAACCUCAUCUGUACACGCUGAUCGUCCGUCCAGAUAAUUCGUUCAGCAUUCUCAUUGACAACAAGGAGGUGAACUCUGGAUCUCUACUUGAAGACUUUACGCCACCCGUCAACCCGCCAGAAGAGAUUAACGACCCUGAUGAUAGGAAACCGGAGGAUUGGGAUGAGAGGGAAAAGAUUGUUGACCCCACUGCAAAGAAGCCAGAGGAUUGGGACGAAGAUGCGCCGGCGCAGAUCACUGACCCCAACGCUGUCAAACCUGACGGCUGGCUUGACAACGAGCCUGAGAUGAUUCCUGACCCUGAUGCUAAGAAACCUGAGGAUUGGGAUGAAGAGAUGGAUGGUGAAUGGGAGGCUCCUCUCAUUGACAACCCAGUGUGCGCCUCUGCUCCAGGAUGCGGCAAAUGGAAACCUCCAACCAUCCCCAACCCCAACUACAAGGGCAUCUGGCGCGCGCCUCUGAUCACAAACCCCAACUACAAAGGCAAGUGGACUCCGCGUCGCAUUCCCAACCCGGAUUACUUUAGGGACGAAACGCCAUUCCGUAUGACGCCUAUUCAUGCCGUCGGCUUCGAGUUGUGGUCGAUGUCUCCAAUGCUUCUGUUCGACAAUCUGAUCAUCACGGACGACCUUGCCGUUGCCGAAGAAUGGGCUCAGACUACCUUCGCUCUUAAACGUGCCAAGAUCUCCAGAGAUUCGGACUCUGUAUUCGACCGCGCGAUGAGAUUCGCUGGUGACAACCCCUGGGUGUAUGCCUUGCUCAUUGUAGUCACCUUCUUGGUCGUCGGAUUAAUCGCCUACGCCUGCUUCGGAUCCAAGUCGGAUUCUGAUGCUGACAUGAAAAAGACGGACGCCGUGGCAGAGGAUGAUCCUCACUUGUCGGAAGCUGAGGAGGAACUUAGGGAGGAAGCUGAAAGGCCUAGUAAAGCCGACCUUGAGGGCCCAGAAGUUGAUAAUGAUGCUGAAGUUGUUACUUCUACUGAAGACACUACUCCAUUAGUUGACACAGAGGGCGCUGGUGACGGCCAAAGGAAACGUAAGCCCCGUCGGGAGUAAAUGUGUCGUGGCAGAUGUAUAGUUUUACGUGUGUGAGUGAGCUGUCAUAGUGUUUGUAGCGAGCGGUUGUUGUCUACUAGUUCGUAGACGUCACAGGCUAGUGACUACACUUCCAAUGUUGAGCCUGAGACUGUAGCAAAAAAAAACUUCAACUUCAGUACCAUAAAUCUUUACUAAAACAAACAACCAAAGAGUUGUGAAGACCAAAGCUAGAUUGUAAAAUUAACAAGCACAUCAAAAAUAAAGCAUUAUACUAUAACAAU